This is a messenger RNA of Austrofundulus limnaeus, 1744 nucleotides long. It is a transcript of the gene mdfic, whose product is annotated as MyoD family inhibitor domain containing. The record is from RefSeq and is a predicted model, not a curated record. NCBI's taxonomy places the organism in Eukaryota, Metazoa, Chordata, Actinopteri, Cyprinodontiformes, Rivulidae.
AGGAGCGAGGCUUCACUGGCUGCUCUGCAGGAAUCCGGAUGUGAUGAAAAAGUUUUGUGUCCCGAGCAAACUGCCGCCACCGAACCGAGCGUCGAAGGCGUCGAGAGGGGAUCAUGUUUUCAGCUUUUCGGGCGUCGAGCAAAAACAGCUGGAAUAAGUAAAAACAGCAAACUUAUUACGAGUUUUGAAACAGGGCAGACUUUUGGACCUUGGGUUUCUUUUCUUACAAAGUUUUAGUUUUUUUUUUUUUUAAACUUUUUCCUCACGACCAAAGAAGAAAACAAAAGUCAGAUUUGGAAGUGGACAUGUUUGGAAGCGUUGAAGGGUGAGGAAAAAACGGGAAAAAAGAAGAAAAAAAAAGGGGGAGGAACUACUUACUUCUGUAGUUGUGUUUUCGUUUCCCCCCUGAGGAAGACACGACUGUCUCAUGUCCAAGGAGACUGUCCAUCCAUCAGACGGGCCAGCGGGUCCAGAAAAGCCCCCCCGGCACGAGACAAGCCCCCUGCUGUCAGUGUCACACGCGCUACCGCAGUCCGAGUCCAACCAGAACUCCUCUGAAGUGGUCGACGGAGACGUUGCCAAGGACCCAAAUGGCUUUCACCACGGCAGCACGGGCGCACCCACAAUGAGUAACGGCAAUGGAAUCAGCCCCGGCUUCGGCGGCCCGGAGCCCACGCGGACGUGCACCUGCGGCGCCAACGUGGGUACGAGGACUGCGAGCGGCUCGGGGCCUGGAACAAGUGCAGCGGCGACCGCGCCGAUGACAGAGCAGCCCAGGAGGCAGCCGUCCACGCCCGUGUCGCACAGGGUGCAGAGAAAAUUAAGGUCCAGCUUGUCAGUCAACAGUGAUGGUAGCAGACGUAGCAAAGGCAGCUCCACAGGCUCACAGAAACCUCCCUUACCAGAGGACUGCUGCGUUCACUGCAUCCUGGCCUGCCUUUUCUGUGAGUUCCUGACUCUUUGCAACAUGGUGGUGGCGCAGGCCUCGUGCGGCGCCUGCACGUCGGAGGCGUGCUGCUGCUGCUGCUGCGCCGACGACCUGGGCGACGACUGCAACUGUCCCUGCGACAUGGACUGCGGCAUCAUGGACGCCUGCUGCGAGUCCUCGGAUUGCCUGGAAAUCUGUAUGGAAUGCUGCGGAAUCUGCUUCCCCACAUAGGAUUCUUUGACGAACAAAAUGAACCCUGAAUUUGGGGAAAUAAUUGAAGGGAACUUCUGCUUUUGUCACUUUGAAAUCAUCAGAUGGACAGAAGCGUGUGUGUGUGUGUKUGUGUGUCUGUGAGUGAUAGUUGUGAUGUGAAUUUGCAGCAUGCUUAGAGAUGUUUUGACACUGGGCUUCUCUACCAAAACCAGCUCAGCGCAGACUAGAAUCUAAUCCAGAUUUAUCCACGUCAGUUAAAUCCUAUGUGUAUAGAAGAAAAAGUAUCAUAACAGACUGCCUUUUCGUUGUUUUUAACGUCAAGAUUGCUGUUUAAAUGCAUCUCAUUUUGCUUCUUAUAUUCAUUUUGAACAAACAUUCCAGUUUAUAUAUAAUUUUCUUUUUGAUGCUUUAAAACUAAGGUUGCAUUCUCAGUACUGUACAACACUGUAAGUAGUUUGUGAUGGCUAAUACGACCAUUAUUCCAUGUUGUAGUUUUGCCAAAAAACUUCCUUUUAGACAUCUACUGUAGCAUUCCAGGACAAUUUAAACUGGUGAAUUAUUUUUUUAAAUUCAGGGUGUCGAAUAAACUUCUAAAAUAUGUGA